Pisolithus orientalis is the source of this 1447-nucleotide messenger RNA. RefSeq names its product vacuolar import and degradation protein-domain-containing protein. The coding region runs from base 50 to 1264 and encodes 404 amino acids. The record is from RefSeq and is a predicted model, not a curated record. Gene Ontology annotation, cellular component: extrinsic component of membrane; GID complex. The transcript is spliced from 4 exons. Gene Ontology annotation, biological process: protein targeting to vacuole; proteasome-mediated ubiquitin-dependent protein catabolic process; protein catabolic process in the vacuole. Lineage: Eukaryota; Fungi; Basidiomycota; Agaricomycetes; Boletales; Pisolithaceae.
CAUCGCUAGGCCCUGUCUGUCUGUCUGCUCUUGCAGGUUUGCUGUCGCCAUGCCUGUGAAUCACCUGCACCCCCUCCCCAUCGAGCAGUCCCUCCAGCUGGACACACAGGCUACAAAAUACUGCUCACACUGUUCAUCGCCUUUCAACGCAGACGCCGUCUUCAUCCUCGACGACCACGACCCAAACCUCGUCUGUGGUGCAUGUCGUCUCAGAAUCCUCUCGGGGCGCUCAGAGAACCUGUCCGACCUCCAUGUCGACCGGACUUCUCCGAUAGACGGUCUGACUACCGUCGACUCCCUCUUUGAAGAUGAUAUCCAACUCAGCUCGUCCCUUUCUUCCGCCAUCGACUCUUCCAUCUCAAUACCAGCCCAUCGCGUAUGUCAACCCACCACUAUUCCUUCGCUGUCCGUUGCAUCGAGGAGGCCUCAACGCCUCUCUAUCCCUCCUACAUUCACCGCCAUCACUCGUCCCUCUUCCUCUUCUGCGCAGUCCUACUACACCCAAGAGUCUCCGCCGGAUCCCUCCAUCGAUAUCACUCGUCUGCGAGUCCGUUCUCAGACUUACCACUGCCUCUAUCCCGGCGCGACCUUCUCCGGCACCCAAAAGAGUGGUCGGAACAGCUACGACGUCACCGUAACCAUCGUUGACGUCGAUCUGUCGUCUUCGUUCCUGUGCGGGUACCUCUGCAUCCGCGGGUUGACAGAAGACUGGCCAGAAUUGACCACGUAUUUCGACGCAGAGAUCAUAGGCAACCGCCAUGGUUUUCUAACACAGAAGUGGGGUGCCACUGAGCAGGAUGACAUGACACACUGGCCGCGGUUCCCUGCCUUCCGCCAUGUCAGAAACGAACUCAAACGGCCUCGUUUGACAAUGCCCGAUCGCGACCGUGGUGCCAUUUUCAUGCGAUGGAAAGAGAGGUUUUUGAUACCUGACCACAAAGUACAUGACAUCAGCGGUGCAAGUUUCGCCGGCUUUUACUACGUUUGCGUGGAGUUCAAUCCACAGUCCCCUGCGCCCAAUCUACGUCCUGCCGUGGUCAACGAAAGCAGUGAGACUGCCAUGGCGACGUCGCCGCCCCCCGGACGUCGUCGGCGGGACUCAAGUGUGCGGAGAGCCGGCCGUGGAUCAUCCGUUGGUCCACGUUGCCCGCCACCGGCUGCCACGAUGAACGGAUUUUACUACCACCAGAAAUCGGAACCAUACCAACAACUAUCUCUCAGCCACGUUCCGGAGAUGUUCAGUUCGACGUUUGAGUUCCGCUGAAUCUGGACCGGGGCCGUGAUGAGCUAGUGUAGGCGAGGUAAUAAUAACGACGGUAAUAUGUUACGCAAGUGGGGGACGAGAUGUACGAGUAACGGACGUGUGUACCCCCGCCCAUAUGUGUACUUUAUGCGAUCCUUGCCGACGAGUGGUUUUUUUGAGUUGUUAUGACCGUGUGUGCGCAGC